Messenger RNA from Juglans regia (Persian walnut), 1779 nucleotides. Its product is annotated as RNA-binding KH domain-containing protein RCF3-like. Gene Ontology annotation, cellular component: cytoplasm; nucleus. Gene Ontology annotation, biological process: regulation of gene expression. Gene Ontology annotation, molecular function: mRNA binding. The record is from RefSeq and is a predicted model, not a curated record. Lineage: Eukaryota; Viridiplantae; Streptophyta; Magnoliopsida; Fagales; Juglandaceae. Bases 122 to 1093 code for a protein of 323 amino acids. The transcript is spliced from 6 exons.
AUAUGUUUGUUAUGUGUUGUAGAUAUCUGGGGAAGCCCCUGUUGUGAAGAAGGCUCUGCAUCAAAUCGCAUCUCGCCUGCAUGAUAAUCCAUCACGAUCUCAGCACUUGCUUACUUCUGCUAUGUCCAAUGUGUAUGCAUCUGGUGGUUCGUUAAUGGGUCCAAGUGCUGGUGCUCCAAUUGUGGGCAUAGCGCCGCUGAUGGGUCCUUAUGGAGGAUACAAGGGUGAUACUGGAGACUGGUCGCGCUCCUUAUACUCGGCUCCAAGGGAUGAAGCAUCUUCAAAAGAAUUUUCUCUUCGUCUAGUUUGUCCCACUGGCAACAUUGGAGGUGUGAUUGGCAAGGGUGGUGUCAUAAUCAAUCAGAUCAGACAGGAGUCUGGGGCAGUAAUUAAAGUUGAUAGUUCCACUGCUGAAGGAGAUGACUGCUUAAUAACUAUCUCAGCAAAGGAGUUCUUCGAAGAAACGUAUUCUCCCACCAUACAAGCAGCUGUGCGCUUGCAACCCAGGUGCAGCGAGAAAGUUGAAAGAGAUUCAGGAGCUGUCUCAUUCACAACCCGCUUACUUGUCCCGACGUCACGAAUUGGCUGCCUUAUUGGUAAAGGAGGAUCUAUUGUAACAGAGAUGAGGAGACUUACCAAAGCUAAUAUUCGCAUACUCUCAAAGGAAAACCUUCCCAAGGUUGCAUCUGAAGAUGAUGAGAUGGUGCAGAUUUCUGGAGACCUAGAUAUUGCCAAGGAUGCUCUUAUACAAGUAGUUACACGAUUGAGAGCUAAUGUUUUUGAUAGAGAGGGUGCAGUGUCUGCAUUCCUUCCUGUUCUGCCUUAUCUGCCUGUGUCAGCAGAAGGUUCCGAUGGUAUAAAUUAUGAGAAUAGAGAUAGUAAAAGACAUGGACGAGGACAUUCUUAUUCUGGUGGUUAUGGUGGCUCAGGUGACUUGGCAGCUGCUGACAGUUAUGGAGGUUAUGGUGGCUCUCAGAUUGGAGGUAGUGGCAGUGCUUAUGGAGCUUAUGGCAGUUAUUCUUCAGGGCGUACUGGUAGCUCUGGGUUGUCAGGCCAGACCCCUGUUUCUCGUCGGAGAAACUAUGGUUACUAGUGUUUGUUGGUUGGUGCCUGCAGUGGAACUGCUUGACAAAAGCAUUGACUAAUGAUAGUACGGCAGAAUAUUUUACUGAAGUUGCGGCAACAUUAUUAGCUAGGCAUGGGUUGGUGAUUAUGGAGACAUCUGUUUUAAGGAUAGGAUCAGGUGUGCACCCAAUAGUGUUUAUCUUUCAGCUCCAAUGAUGUGUGUGGCUGUACUACUGAAACUCAUGCUUUUUUAAAAGUUCUAUUUGGCAGUUGCAUUGGCUUCCUGGCGGUUUCAUUUUAAAAUGAAAUAUAUAGUGAUACUGAUGGAGUUCAUGGCUGAAGUCGGUUAUAAAGAUGCCAGCUUUUAAGGUCUGGUUGCUGGGAAAUUUUUUUGGUGCAUGCUUUUGGAGGCGGAUUUGGAGAUUUCUUGCGUGUAGUUGAUAAAUAAUGAUUCUUGGGACUUGUUAAAAAAAGGUUAAUACAUCAUGAUCCUUGGGGUAGGUCAGAUCUCUUCACGCCCCCGUAAAGAGUGGGCUCAAUGGGAUGCAAAUUUCUAGCUCACCAAAUGUUAAUAUAAGUUUCAUGUGCUAUUCCUUUUGCAGGUUCCACAAGUAUCGUCUUCAUAGAAGGCAGGUACAACCUGAGAAUGAACAUCGUAAACAGGCAAGUUCCAAUUUGGUUUGUUGAGAAUUCAAAUUGCCUUUCAAUUUUUCA